Molecule: messenger RNA, 1460 nt
Organism: Sorghum bicolor (sorghum)
Lineage: Eukaryota; Viridiplantae; Streptophyta; Magnoliopsida; Poales; Poaceae
Exons: 2
Coding region: 1-522 (173 amino acids)
Source: RefSeq, a predicted model, not a curated record
AUGGGCCCUGGGCUGGGUGCUGCAGCCCGAGGCGAGGCCCAAAUAAGCCAGCCCAAGACAUCCAUACUCCCGCUCCUGCCUGGCCAGCGGCUCCCCGAUUCUCUUCCUGUUCCCGGCGGCGACGGCGUCACGGCGAGGCUGCCCAGGCGCCCAAGAUCCAUAGCUCCGCGCCACCGCCUCCGCCUCCAGAGCUCCACGCUCCAACCGGCCGCGCUUCUGUGGUCAGCCCGUUCUGCAUACUGCAGACCUGUCCCGCGGCGGCGCCCGGCCGCAGGUGGCUGGUCGCCCCUUCAGCAGCCGGCUCCCGGCAGCCUGCGCCCCCCCCCCCCCCCCCCCUCACGGCACUCCCCCAGGCGGCCAGACAGAGUAGCAGGCUCCGCGCUCCAGAUUCCAGAAGGCGAGAGGGAGGGCAGUGGCACCAGCACCACUCACCGCCCCUGCUCUGCUGCAGGCUGCUCACGUGCAGGGAAGGAAACCAUGCAACAGACUGAAAGAAGGCAUGGAUUAAAGAAAGGGAACUAAAGCCUCACUUUCCAAACAAUGUGACUAGCGCACUCGGAGCAAAGGAUAUGCAAUAACCGUCGUAUGAAAGAAAAUUAAAAUUCAGGCACCUGAAUUUUAGCAAGAUUCAUAUAUACAUAUAUGUGGACCUGUGAUGUUCUAUACUGGUUGGUGUCGUUGCAGAUACAUGAAAAUUAAAAUUCAGGAACCUAAAAUAGUUUCACUGUUUGAAGUCAGAUUGGGCAAACUCAACCCGACUGGUCUGGUGUGUUAUUAGGCACAGUCUGCUCCGUACAACUUGAAGGAAACUUGAUGGACCCUGGGUCCAGACUCCUAUCAGUGCAUGCGCCCAUGGCUUUGAUAAGUGCCACGUGGUGCUCGAAUAGUGGCAGAUCAUGAGAGCAGCUCAAAUGCGUGUGUAUUCAAGGCUGAAUGGAAAGCCACUGGAAGAAUAUAUAUGUGUUUGGAGUUUGUACAAAAGAGUUUUGGAGCAACAAGAAACUUCUGGGGCUCAUGGGUGCAGUUUGCUACCAAUGGCUAUUUUUGUGGUGGAGGCUACACGUACCCCCAUGGCUGUCUAUUUCAACCACGUUAGAGUGUGUGUGUUGAACUUUUAGAAGUGUUCAGGCUCUAUUAUUGAAAGCACUCUUGCCGCCAAAAGUGCUUAAAAGGAUCAUUAGGUGACAAGUGGUUAGGCUAGUUAGAGUGUCAAGUUGGCACUUCACUCUAGGGUUGUAAUCUUGCCACACACGCUCCUUGCUUUUGUGGUAUGACCGCCUAUGGUGUACGAAGGAAAGAGUUCCACGCCGUUUGAGCUAGAAGCUUGAUAGUGAUGACAAUGGGAUGCAGUCUUGGAGAGGUCACCGUACCUGACCCACUUGUACGUUAUUCCAUUGGUGGUGUGAUUUACCAUCUUAUGGACUGUUUGUGACCGCUAAUAAUCAAUUUGAUUAUAAUCA